Perca fluviatilis (European perch) is the source of this 8573-nucleotide messenger RNA. It is a transcript of the gene sbno1, whose product is annotated as strawberry notch homolog 1 (Drosophila). Gene Ontology annotation, cellular component: nucleus. The transcript has 33 exons. NCBI's taxonomy places the organism in Eukaryota, Metazoa, Chordata, Actinopteri, Perciformes, Percidae. The record is from RefSeq and is a predicted model, not a curated record. Gene Ontology annotation, biological process: regulation of DNA-templated transcription. Gene Ontology annotation, molecular function: chromatin DNA binding; histone binding. The coding region runs from base 321 to 4529 and encodes 1402 amino acids.
CGCGGGGUCACGUGAUGCUGUAUUAGCUCGUCGACUCUGCUAUGUUUGUCGUUAGUGCUAACGUUUUAGAAAUGCUAACUUUCUCGGUUUUAUCGGUUUAUUGUGAUGCGUGGACGUCCGGCAGCAGCUCGGAGAGCCGUUUUUAUCGACGCUGCGCGAGGAAUUUGACUGCGAAAACGGGCCUGCACGUCACGUGACCAGCAUGCGGCUAAACGUUUGAUAAAAAAGAUGGCGUCUGUGCGGCGGAGCGAAGAGGACAACAAACUGCCGAUCUGCUGAGCGCCGCCACCGGGAACCAAGAGCGGCCGUUACACUGUCAAAUGGAUCCUGGACAGGAUUUACUUCUCGCUGCCCUAAGUGAGAGUGGCAUUUGUCCGAAUGAUAUUGGCCUAUUUGAUGUUGAUUCUCAGGAUGUUGCACAGCCCUCUACAACCCAGCAAUCUAUCUCCAUCAGUGCCCUGGAUGUUGGUGUGGGGACAGAGUCAGCGGAAGGUGUUCGAACUGAGCUUCCAGCUCCAGUCCCUAUAGUUACUAUCAGGCACAAACCUCAGCCAUCAACCACCACCUUUGUCUUAAAUCAGCUGAAUCAGUUGCCAUCGCUAGGAGCUGCUGUGACCAAACAAUCAGUUACAAACCCUAUCAAACAUACCAUAACUGUCACCAAAGUGGUCCAUGUUACUAAUUCAGCCCUGCGAGGUUCUUCGAACCCUUCCUCGAGUAUUCCUCCUUCAGCAUCCACAGUAGUGCCUUCCAACAGAGAUCAGCAGAUUCAGUUGAGAGACCUCCUUAGGACCGGCAAUGUGAAGACCACCGGUCUCAAGGGCAACAGUCUGAUGGAGCUCAUGAAGCUAAAGCCUCCACCUAACAUUGCUCCACCAGUAGCAACGGCAACAGCCACAGGUGAAAUGAACAAUGGGAUCAAGAAGGAAGUUUUGGGUAAAGAUGCUAUCAGGAUCUGGAACAACGAUGACAUUAAAAUGCAAACUUUCUCACAUUCUCUGAAAAUCCCAGGGAUGAAGGAGGAGGAUGAGCCUGAGGAGGAAGAGGAAGACGAGUUGGGUCAUGCGGAGACUUAUGCAGAGUACAUGCCAAUGAAAUUAAAGAUCGGCCUGCGGCAUCCUGAUCCUGUGGUGGAGACCAGUUCCCUGUCCAGUGUGAACCCUCCAGAGGUGUGGUACAGACUGUCCAUCCCAGAAGAAGUCAUUGAUCGUGGCUCCCUGUCUGCUCUGCAGCUGGAGGCCAUAACAUAUGCUGCUCAGCAACAUGAGACAUUCCUCCCCAGCGGGGAUCGAGCUGCCUAUUUGAUUGGAGAUGGAGCUGGUGUUGGGAAAGGCCGCACCAUUGCAGGGAUCAUCUAUGAGAAUUACCUUUUAGGCAGGAAAAGAUCACUUUGGUUUAGUGUCUCAAACGACUUGAAGUAUGAUGCUGAAAGGGAUUUAAAGGACAUAGGAGCCAAAAACAUCCAGGUUCACUCACUGAACAAGUUCAAAUAUGGCAAAAUCUCCUCAAAACACAAUGGGAGUGUGAAGAAAGGUGUGAUAUUCGCCACCUACUCUUCCUUGAUAGGAGAGAGCCAAUCAGGAGGGAAGUACAAGACCAGAUUUCAACAGCUUCUCCACUGGUGUGGGGAGGACUUUGAUGGAGUUAUUGUUUAUGACGAGUGUCACAAAGCCAAAAAUGUAUGUCCAAUUGGAUCAUCCAAACCAACAAAAACUGGGCUUGCAGUGUUGGAACUGCAGAACAAACUUCCCAAGGCUCGGGUUGUAUAUGCAAGUGCUACAGGUGCCUCUGAACCGCGAAAUAUGGCCUAUAUGAAUCGUCUGGGCAUCUGGGGGCAUAAAACACCCUUCAGAGAAUUUGCCAACUUUAUCCAAGCUGUUGAACGAAGAGGUGUUGGCGCCAUGGAGAUCGUAGCUAUGGACAUGAAACUGAGGGGCAUGUACAUUGCAAGGCAGCUGAGUUUUACAGGGGUGACUUUUAAGAUCGAGGAGGUUCCCCUGACUCAGAAAUACAUCAACAUGUACAACAAAUCUGUGAGGCUGUGGGUGACAGCACGUGAGAAGUUCCAGCAGGCAGCGAACCUGAUGGAUGCAGAGCAACGCAUGAAAAAGUCCAUGUGGGGCCAAUUCUGGUCUGCCCACCAGAGGUUCUUCAAAUACCUGUGCAUUGCCUCCAAAGUCCGCAGAGUGGUUCAGCUGGCCCGAGAGGAGGUCCAAAAUGGAAAGUGUGUGGUGAUCGGCCUUCAGUCCACUGGAGAAGCAAGAACACUUGAGGCCUUGGAGGAAGGAGGAGGGGAGCUCAAUGACUUUGUGUCAACUGCAAAAGGUGUGCUGCAGUCCCUGGUUGAGAAGCACUUUCCGGCUCCUGACAGACAGAAGCUUUACAGCCUUCUUGGUAUCGACCUCCCAACUAAGAAGACCCCCUCUCCCAGUGACACUGCAGCACAACCAGAACCGAAGGGCAAGAAAAGAAAAGGUUCGGAGAUAAAAAAGCAGCAGAAAAAGAAGCCUCGCAAGCACGGUGGUUUGUCGGGUACCAGCUCGGAGGAGAGCCAGUCGGAGGAGUCGGACGGAGAGUCUGGUAAAGACAGUGACGACAGCUUCAAAUCUGUCAGCUCAGGGGACGAAGACGACGACUUCAACCCAUUCCGAGACGAGUCCGAUGGCGAUGAGGAAGAUGACCCAUGGCUCAUCAGAAAGGAACCAAAGAAAGGGAAAGAGAAGAAAAAGAAAAAGAGAAAGAAGAGUAUUGAUCCAGACUCCAUUCAAAGUGCCUUGCUAGCCUCUGGGCUGGGCUCCACCAGGCCGGCUUUCACUGCCCCCGUUAUUCCCGCCAGCACACCGGCCAUAGUCAAGGCAGAGAGUCAGGAUAGCUGUCUAACAAGUCAGGAUGCAGUGGAACAUGCCCAGAAAAUGAAGAAAGAUCUGCUGGAAAAACUUGAGGAACUAGCUGAGGAUCUACCUCCCAACACUCUGGACGAGCUGAUAGAUGAACUGGGAGGACCAGAGAACGUAGCCGAGAUGACUGGACGCAAAGGUCGUGUGGUCAGCAAUGACGAUGGCACCAUCACAUAUGAAUCGCGCUCUGAGCUGGAUGUCCCGGUAGAAAUCCUCAAUCUCACAGAGAAGCAAAGGUUCAUGGAUGGAGAGAAGAACAUAGCCAUCAUCUCGGAAGCUGCCAGCUCAGGUAUUUCCCUACAGGCCGAUCGUCGAGUGAAGAACCAGCGGCGGAGAGUCCACAUGACACUAGAGCUACCGUGGAGUGCAGACAGAGCUAUACAGCAGUUCGGGAGAACUCACAGGUCGAACCAGGUCACAGCUCCAGAAUACGUCUUCCUCAUAUCAGAGCUUGCAGGAGAGCAGAGAUUUGCAUCCAUCGUUGCCAAAAGACUAGAAAGCCUGGGUGCUCUCACUCACGGGGACAGAAGAGCAACAGAAACUCGAGAUCUCAGCAGGUUUAAUUUUGACAACAAAUACGGCAGAAACGCUCUGGAAAUUGUGAUGAAGUCAAUUGUUAAGCUUGAUUCUCCAUUAGUGUCUCCGCCCUCUAACUUUAAAGGUGAUUUCUUCAAAGAAAUUCAAAGUGGAUUAAUAGGCGUUGGCCUCAUAAAUUUGGAGGACAGAUCUGGGGCAAUGUCACUGGACAAAGAUUACAACAACAUGGGGAAGUUCCUGAACCGUAUUUUGGGCAUGGAGGUCCAGCAGCAAAAUGCCUUGUUCCAGUACUUUUCUGACACGUUGGCAGCAGUUAUUCAGGAAGCCAAGAAGAACGGCAGAUAUGACAUGGGCAUUCUCGAUCUGGGCUCUGGUGAUGAGAAGGUGAAGAAGGUAGACUGCAGGAAAUUCCUAACACCGGGCUACACUACAUCAGGACAUGUGGAACUCUUCACCGUGAGUGUGGAGAGGGGGAUGUCGUGGGAGGAAGCCACGCAUGCUUGGGCAGAUCAGAAUGGACCAGAUGAUGGUUUCUAUGUUCAGAUGAGGAACAACAAGAAAACAGCCAUACUGGUCAAAGAGGUGAACACCAAGAAGAGGCUCUUCCUGGUUCACAGGCCCAACACCGGCAGACAGCUCAAACUGGAGACCUAUGCAGACCUCAAGAAGAAGUUUAAAAAGGUUUUGUCAGAAGAUGCCAAGCAGCACUGGACUGACCAGUACAAGUUGUCAGCAAAGAUCUGCGCUCAUGCAUAUUGGCGGGGUAACUGUAAGAAAGCAUCUGUGGGUCUUCAGUGUGAAGUUGGCCUUCGGUGUCGGUCGUACUACGUUCUGUGUGGCUCCGUGCUCAGUGUGUGGAACGAGCUGGAGGAAGUGCUGACUCCAGUCAGUGGAACCAAUGUGAAGGUGCAGAUUGUCCGCCUCAGAACAGAAGAUGGACAGAGAAUAGUUGGACUGAUCAUUCCAGCAAACUGCGUGUCUCCUUUAUGUAACAAGCUCUCGACGUCGGACCAGUGCCAGCAGCUCGCUGUGCAGGAGCUGCAGAAACUGCAGCAGCUUCAUCCCCAAAGUCUCAGUCAUGCACCGAACACAUAGUUUGGGAUGGACCGUGUUGAAUCCCUUCUCGAAGCUCACAUCCCAAACUAAAGGGAUCUGACUCAUGAGUCUCUAUCUCUGCACUGCAUACUCCAGGACCGCUGUCUGUUGUUCUGCACCCCCUCCCCCCACCCCCCAAAAUUGUCUGAGGUGACCACCACACUCUCAGAUGUAAAGCAGUGGUUGUACAGAGGAAAGAUUUCAGGUGUUUUUUCUUUUCUUUUUUUAAAUCUCCAGAGACACUUUUUUUUCACCUAGAGAGAUUUUGACGGGUGAUGUUUUGUCCUCUGACAUUCAGAGUGAAAAGAAUUGUAAUAUAAUAGUAAUGAUGGAGGCAGAUUUGAUAUGUAGAGGGCCUGUCGGCCUGUGGCUGUUGAGUUAUCCACUCCUCACCCAUGCUUUAAGCUGUUUAGUCUGAACUACCUGGUAUGAAGCAAAGACUUUUUCUUGGGUCAGACCAAAGGUGGACGAGACAAAAGACCACUAUGUCUUCAUAAGUCAAAUUCAUUAAAAUAUGGGCAUUUAAUGCUAAACUACGAUCUCAUAUUAAUAUAUGAAGAAAAGUGUUAGCUUAUCACUCCUCAGACAUGAUUCGGCACGGAUACGGAGAAAGAUUUAGUUGUUUGAAGUAGAAAAAGUGAUGCAGGACGCCAGUCCAGUUAACUACAGGAAUCCUGAUCUGUGCAGAUGAUUUUGUGAUUCUCUGUAGCCGUUGUAUUCACUCAUGAGACAACAAAACACAAUGUCUUUAUGGUCAGAAUCCACUUGCAUCCUAAUUACAGACCAGUUUGUUUGCACAUGCGUCUCAAAAUUAAUCAAAAGUUCUUUGGUUUGUUUCAUUUCAAGUUUCAUCACUUUGUUCCUCUCUGUCCACGUUGUACCAUUAAAGGAUAGGUUCACAGUCUUUUCAAGUCUUGGUACAAAUAUUCAGGUGCACAUAUAAACAUUUGAAACACUUUUUUUUUUCAUGCUGUAAUAUUUAAUCCUGUUCAUACUUGACAUUAAGAGAUCCUUUCCUAAUACACCUUCGAUGUAAGUGAUCAGGAACAAAAUCCCUCUUUUUGUGUCAAUGUAUUCAAAAGUGUAUCUGAAGUUAAUAUGAGGCUAUUCAAAAUUCCCUCUUUGUUUCCUGGAUGGACAGCAACCAAAAUAGAAUUUGGUACUUACCCACCUGAUCUGUCCAACUCAGACUGCUGAAGCCUUAAAUUAACUUUAAAUAAACUUCUGUCUAAUGUAGAUUUUAUCCCUCAUCACUUACAUUUAAAGCACUUUAGUAAGGAAUCUUUUUUUUAUUUUUAUUUUUUCACUUUGAUUUUUAUUGAUGAUUUCAACAUUAAUAAACCUACAAAGAAAAACAUACAAUCACACCUAAAAACGUUUGUUUGGGAGUUACAUUUUUAGUCUAUCCGUUCUCUCUGUUUCGUCAACUAAAUCAGUUGUCCUUUCCGUAGUUUUAGCUGUCUGCAGCUGCAUUAGUCUUAGUCCCUAGCUGAUUUUGGUCCUGAAUAAUAUCCAUUUCUCCAGCUUUUCUUUUAUCAGAGCUUCUUGCAAUCUCAAUGUGUCAGUUUUUUUUCUGUUAUGUAGAUUUCCUCUAUCUCUAUCCAUUGUUCCUGAAUAGGGGGGGGGAUCUACUUUACCUCAUUUCUUUGUGAUGGCUUAUUUUUAACUAUCAGCAAUAUUUUUCACCAGAUAUCUAACCUAGUGAGGGAUCUUUUAAUAGCUAGUGUCAACAUUAGGAAUAAUGACUGCAAUCAAAAUGAAAACCUAACAACUAUUGUUUUAAGACUGAAUUGAAAAAUUGUGAAACUAUCCUUUUUUUUUUUUUUUUUUUUAAAGGGACAGUUCACCCCGAAAUCAAAAAUACGUAUUUGUCCACUUACCUGUAGUGCUAUUUAUCAAUCUGGAUGGUUUUGGUUUGAGUUGUCCAGUGUUGGAGAUAUCGGCUGAGCUACACCUGCCAACCGUAUCACCGCGCAGUAGGGAAGGUGGACUGGAGGCGCGUGGUCCUGAUGGUGCGAGAUGCCCUCGGCUGAGCUUUAGCGUUGGCGCUCAGGUGAGCUAGCGGUAUCAGUUAGAGCUCAGCCGAGGAACACGAGCCUCUCGUCCAUAAGCGCGCUUCCUUCUGCGCCGUGAUAUAGUUGGCCGGUGUACUUCGGUAGAAAGAAAAUAGUUCCUACGUGCUCACAGCCAGGGCCAGAUUAUCCUGACUAAACCGGGUCAUGAUUUCUGGAAAGAGACAUUACUGUUGAGUUUUACAAAUGUGUGUUUUUUUUGGAGCCCCACGAGCCGACUGCCAUCUAGUUCCUUUUAUGUUGUGGAGAAGGCAGACGUUACUAUCAAGAUUGAAAAAAAGCACUGAGUGAAAAUAUGUAUUUUCUAUUUGGGAAUGAAGUGUCCCUUUAGAGCCAGGAGUUUGUAACAUGUGCCUUUUGUAUCGGCACAAACUGCUUCUCCGGUCAGGCACCUUUUACAAAGCACUGACGAGUCAGAUUUGGACUUGAGAAAGAUUUAGUGUGUGCUGGUCUGGUGAUUUUUGAUUUAUAGUGAGUGGACGUUAGAAAAUGUUUCCCAAAGAUACGAAUUUAAAUGGCAAAGAAAAUAGAAGAAUGAGUAAUGUUUGUGUUAACAAGAGACACAAAUCAGUCUCUCCUAUCUCCCUAUUUAAAGUUUUCAAAUGGUUUAACGAACUAUAAUGUUGUAAGCAGAUUUAACGACAUUUUGACAAAUGUAACUUCUCUUAUGACAGCAGUUUGUCUUGUGUUCAUACAGGAGUUAUAGUUGCUCAUAAAUACACACUACUUACAACUACUUCAGUGUUACAAACCAUUUAUUAAAUGUUUAUAUACUGCUUAAAUAUGGGGCAUUACUGCUGUUUUUGUUGAGCCGUAGUGUUCCCACAUUAAAGAGUUUGUGCUCCCUUCUCCCCAGUCUAUUAUAUACAUUUUUUUAUUUUUUAUUUUGUGUUGCAGGUUAAAACCACCUUUGGUCUUUACCUCGACUUAUCUCGGAGUUAAAACUAAAUCACUCUUGAAUAACUCAUUCAAAGGACAGGAAACAUGUUAACCGCAACAGUCAUAUACAGUAAAGCAGCCAAGGAAUUGUGAGAAAUGUCAAAUCCUUGACGAAGACCAUAUUUCUUUCUAUUUUUUUAUUUUUUUUAAACCAAGCAGCACUGUGCUCUGCUCAGAUGUUUUUGUUGCCUAUUUUUAUUUUAUUUUUUUUUUUUUGUUAAAAGGAAUUCUGCUCAGGGGUUAAACUCAUAAAAAGACCCUCUGAAAAACAAAAGUCUUUAGAGUUUUACACAGUAUCUGAAAUGCAUGACCAGAACUCAAAUGCUCCUUAAACACCUCUACUCAGUAAUAUUACUGUGUGGCGUAUCCUCACAGUACAUGUUUGAAACCAUCCCUCUUAAUCUUCUUCUGUCUGGAGCCGAGUUGUGAUUAAAAUGGAUGACUGCUUCUGUUGAAUAGUGUACCUCUUCUGUUGCCUCCUCAGUCCUAUAUUGCAUUAUACUAAACCUGCACUGGAAGGGACAGACCAAAGUCUGGAUACAUGAGCUGUCCUAUCUGACGAUAAUGAUUUAAGAUGUUUUCUAUCCCAGUAUGCUCCGGCGUAUCGUUUAUCCUGUGGAUUGGUUCAUGUUAUUUACUGCGUAUGCUCCUCUGUUCUCGAUUGAUGCAUUAAGAAACAAAAGCAAUGGGAAGGAGGAAGUCUUUGUGUCAUACCAACGUGCAUUUGUACACUUUGUAAAAGGAUGCAAACAAAUUCUGAUGAACAGAACUGGGAGAGACUUUACUGAAAAGGUCUGCUCUCUAUUUGCAAGUCGUUUCAACUUGAAUGUCCACUCUCUCUCUCUCUAUCUAUAGAUACAUGUUUUUGAAUGCCGUCAUGGCAGAUCUGCUUUACUGAAGUUUAAAACACUUGGAUUUAUUUUUUUUUCUUUCAUCAUUGCACGGGUUGCACUACUGACGAGAGUUGUACAAAAUUUCAAGAUGACCUGUACGUGAAUGAGUGUGAUGCUCAAUAAAGCUUGGUAUACUUCUA